This is a messenger RNA of Cavia porcellus (domestic guinea pig), 5583 nucleotides long. RefSeq names its product BTB domain and CNC homolog 1 (gene Bach1). NCBI's taxonomy places the organism in Eukaryota, Metazoa, Chordata, Mammalia, Rodentia, Caviidae. Gene Ontology annotation, biological process: regulation of transcription by RNA polymerase II. The record is from RefSeq and is a predicted model, not a curated record. Gene Ontology annotation, molecular function: DNA-binding transcription factor activity, RNA polymerase II-specific; protein binding; RNA polymerase II cis-regulatory region sequence-specific DNA binding. The coding region runs from base 165 to 2387 and encodes 740 amino acids. The transcript has 5 exons.
CGGAGGGAGUGAGUCACCUGACCGCCGCCCUCCCGCCCGCCCUCCCGCUCGCUCUCUUCCAGCCGCCGCCGUCAGUCGGGCCGCGCCACCGCGCCGGGGCUCUGGUUGCUGAGGACUAGAAGCAUGCUUUCCACUGCACUUCCCGACGCCACUUCCCGUGCAGGAUGUCUCUGAGUGAGAGCGCAGUGUUUGCCUAUGAAUCUUCAGUGCACAGCACCAACAUCUUGCUCAGCCUCAAUGAGCAGCGGAAGAAGGAUGUGCUGUGCGACGUCACCGUCUUGGUGGAGGGCCAGCGCUUCCGGGCCCACCGCUCGGUGCUGGCUGCGUGCAGCAGUUACUUCCACUCCAGAAUCAUAGGCCAGUCUGACUCGGAGCUUAGCAUUACUCUGCCAGAAGAGGUGACAGUUAAAGGAUUUGAACCUUUAAUUCAGUUUGCCUAUACUGCUAAACUAAUUUUAAGUAAAGACAAUGUGGAUGAAGUGUGCAAAUGUGUGGAAUUUUUAAAUGUACACAAUAUUGAGGAAUCCUGCUUUCAGUUUCUCAAAUACAAAUUUUUAGACUCCACUGUAAACCAGCAAGAAUGCCCAAGAAAAAAGUGCUUUCCAUCACAUUGUCAGAAAACAGACCUUAAAAUUUCACUUUCAGACCAGAAGGAUCUAGAAAUCGAUGAAGUAGAGGAAUUUCUGGAGGAUAGAAAUGUUCAGACUUCUCACUGUAAACUCCAAAGGGAUCAAGAAAAUGUAAAAACACCACCUCCCCUACAAGACAGUGCCAGCCAAACAUACGAAUCCAUGUGCAUGGAAAAAAACGCUACUCUGGCUUUGCCGUCUUUAUGCCCCAAAUACAGAAAAUUCCAGAAGGCAUUUGGAACUGACCGAGUCCGCACAGUGGAAUCCAGCGUCAAAGACGUUCAAGCUGCUCCUGCCCCGCCAAAUGAGACAUCUGAAAACGAUUGUCUAACGGGAGUCCAGGAUUGUGCAGAUUUACAGGUGAUUUUAAAAUGUGAAGAAAGCAAGUUAGCAGUGGAACAUGAGGCAGCCAAGAAGAAAGAGCCUGCUUCUCAGGUCCUAACAGAGAGAGCAGAAGUGACUCCUUUCCCUCAUGGCUCUACAGACCCUCAUGGGCUCUACUCUCUAUCUCUUUUACACAUGUAUGACCAAUACAGUGACUUGAAUUUUGCUGCUACGCAAGGCACAGCAGUGAAAGCAGAAAAGCCUUUGUCAGGUACAGGUGCUCCAGAAGAGAAAACGUUUAGUGAAAGUCAAAAUUUACACUUGAAAGAUGCUUCAGGCCCCAAGGAAGACAGCAGCCUGGCAUCCAGCGGUCGGAGCAGCGUGGAGCGAGAAGUAGCGGAGCACCUAGCCAAAGGCUUCUGGAGUGACGUGUGCAGCACGGACGCUCCUUGCCAAAUGAAGUUGUCACCUGCUGUGGCCAAAGACGGCUCACAACAGAACUACUCUCAGAAACGGUCUGAGUGUCCCUGGUUAGGUAUCAGAAUCAGCGAGAGCCCAGAACCAGGGCAGAGGACUUUUACAACACUGAGUUCUGUCAACUGUCCUUUUAUGAGUACUCUGAGUACAGAAGGGUGUUCAAGCAAUUUGGAAAUUGGAAACGACAGUUACGUUUCAGAACAGCAGGAACCUUGUCCGUAUGCCUGUGUGAUUAGCUUGGGCGAUGACUCUGAGACAGACACAGAAGGCGACAGUGAAUCCUGCUCAGCCAGAGAACAGGAAUGCGAGGUGAAACUGCCCUUUAAUGCACAAUAUAUAAUUUCACUGUCUCGAAACGAUUUUCAAUCCUUGGUAAAAAUGCACAAACUGACCCCUGAACAACUGGAUUGUAUCCAUGAUAUUCGCAGAAGAAAUAAAAACAGAAUUGCUGCACAGCGGUGCCGAAAGAGAAAACUUGACUGCAUACAGAAUCUCGAAUCAGAAAUUGAGAAGCUGCAAAAUGAAAAGGAGAACUUGCUGAAGGAAAGAGACCACAUUCUGUCCACACUGGGGGAGACAAAGCAGAACCUGACUGGCCUGUGCCAGCAGGUCUGCGAAGAGGCAGCCCUGAGUCAGGAGCAAAUACAGAUCCUGGCCAAGUACUCAGCCGCCGACUGCCCACUUUCCUUUCUAAUCUCUGAAAAAGGCAAAGGCGCUUCUGACGGCGAGCUCCUGUUGCAGUCCAUCUUCAGUUUAUCUGAUUGGCCCCCGGCUGCGCAGCCCCCAGGCGGGAGAGGAGGCGGCGGAGCGCCCGGCUGCGCUGUGGGGUCCGAGGCUUCCACGGCCUCGGCUUCCACGGUCUUGGAGGCCACGGGACCCGCGGAGCAGGGUCGCCAGGGUGGAGGGAUCACCGAUUUCUGUCAGCAGAUGACUGAUAAAUGUACUACUGAUGAAUGAAGCUGCCCUCCCCUCCUUCAGCCCCUUGGGUUUCCUACUGAAGUCCUGGCAUUGUCUUGAAACCCAGUACAGUCAUCUCUGCUCUAACAGCUUGUUCUCCUUCAUAGCUUUCCAUUCAGGGCAUCUCGCCCAAGUCAGUCCCCGAUAUCCACAAAAGACACAAAUGAUUUGCUCCUGGGUUGACCUUUUGAGGUGUACUGGAUUAAAAAGCAGUGCUAAUAGAGACCUGGUCUAUUCAGAAAUAGGGAGUCUGCAGUGGCGGGGAGAGCUGCAGCAUGAAAAGAAACCAUCUUACCGGAACCCUGGCAGAUGUGGGUUGGGCUUCACUGUGGUUCCUCAGCUGUGCUCAACAGGCAGGUGGCUGCCUAAGGUGGGGGCUUUUGUCCUCAGUAUUGACUAGGUUUCUGGCUGCACAGACAGCACAUAAAUGUCAGUAACGCACCACCACCCAUCCCUUACCUCCCACCCCCGUCAGUCUCUGUCAUUUUGGGCCCAGCAUGAUCUUUCUGUUUGCUUGCAUUCUUGGAAGAAGUCACAGGACUCGGAUGCAGUGCUGAGUCAGUGAGCGGGCAGCGUUGUCUUUCGUGGUCAGCAUACAGGGCUCUUCACUUUGGCACCGUUGCGUCCCCAGAGCCAGAAAAGCAGACAUUAAUGGCACAGACAAUUGCCCGCAUUUCCAGGAGCACUGUUCAUUUUUUGUCCUGUCUUUAAAGCCGUAUGGUAUACUUGUGAAUACCAUUAUUACAGAAAAAAUGUCUACUAAAACUGUAGGUUUGUAAGAAAAGGUGAAACUUGAUUUUGUGCCAUUUGGGAACCAGAUUUUAAUCCUUUCUUUUACAUAUUUAGUGUGGUAUAAAGGCACAAAAGUCAUUUUAACGUGGGCAUUUAAAAAUCAUUCUUUGUAUUUAUUUGAUCCUGUUAUAAAAUGUGUAGUUUAAAGACCUGCCCCAAUAUUUCAUAACGAUUCUUAGCCAAUUUGGAAUUAUAGACCUGAGAUUAAGAUAAAAGCUUUAGACUUACGCAGUUAAACAAAACAGAAAUUACAUACAGGUUCAGCAUCCCUAAUCAGGAAGUCUGAAAUUCUUCAAAAUCUGAAACUUUUGGACUCUGACGUGAUGUUCCAAGUAGAAAAUUCCACACCUGACCUCAGGUGACAAGUUAAAACACAAACUGUUCUUUAAAAUUACUUUAGGCUGUGUGUGUAAGGUACAUAGAAACCUAGAUGAAUUUCAUGUUUAAGUUUGGGAUCAGUCGUCAUGAUAUCUCAUUAUACGUAUAGAAAAUAUUCAAAUCUGAAAAAUCUGAAAUCUGGUCUCAAGCCUUUCAGAUAAAGGACACUUAACCUGCAUUUGUAGAAACAAGUAGAACCCAGUUUUUGAGGGGACAGAGGGGUAGUUUAUAGUAUUGAGAAUGGAAAGUACUUAGUUUCAUUAAGUCAGACACCUGGAGAGGUCCUCCUCUAGAGUGCUGCUGAGUAACUGCCGGGGGUUUAGCUCAGCGGCAAAGGUGGCUGCCUGGCAAGCGCAAGGUCUUGAGUUUGGUCCCGGUACCAAAAAAAAAGCUGAGUGACUGAAGGGGGGAAAGACCCGCCCAGUGUGUACAAAUGAGUCCGAAAGCAAAUAGACUUCUGCCUUGAGAGUACGUGGGGACCAGUUUCAAUGUUCCAGAGUGAUUCAUCAGACAUUAGGGUGGGAGUGGAUAUUGCUAAUACAUUUUCAGUGUUUAUAUGUUAUUUCUGUUAUUGACUUAAUCAGGAGAGAGAAUCGGUAUUAUUUUCUAGAGGCUUCCAUAAAUACUUUUGAUUUGUCAGGGAGAAUGAUCAUUUUGUGAGAAUGCAUCCCAUACUACAAAAUAAUUAUGUGUACCUGUAUAUCUCCCCAUGUAGCUGUUUCCUUGAUACUUGUCAUUUUAAAUUUCUGCUUCACAAUAUAAAAUAAUAUAAAGACUUCUGGUUUACAAAGUGUAAAAUCUUAUUCAAGCCAAUGAAAUCCUUGAUUUCCUACCUCAGUGUACACUCAGCUGUCAGGCAUCAGUGUGUGUAUGUGCAAAUGUCAAGUAAUUGUCUGUGCUUUAAUUGAAACUGUAAAUAUUUGCUUUUAAAAUUUAUUAUUUUAUGCUAAAACCUAGUUGUUUCCACAGUUCAAAUAUGAUUUUUAAAGCACCUAUUUUAUAUUUCCCUCUACGUAUAAACAGUUUAGCAUUAAGGGUUAUUUUAGUGGUAUGUGAUAAUUGGCCACAUGUAAUAUUUCUUAAAUUUUAGCAUUACUUUUAAUAGCCAGCAUGUAAUAUAAGUAUAACUACACUACCUCAUACCUACAUGAUUUUCAAGUUGUAAUAUAGAUAGACAAAAAAGAUUUUAUCUUUGUCUUUUGGCCAUAAGGUGGGGAAGUUUUCUAUAUAUUGCAUAGCAUUACACAUUUAUGCCUAUUUUAACAUUAACUUCUAAAGAAGUUUUUUCUAAGACAGUUUGUUUCAAGGCAAUAUUUUUUUUGAGACUGCUGAAAACAAAUAAUAGGAUUAUGUAUAUACAGUGUAUGCCUUUUCCUUCAUGCAGAAUUUGGAAUUGUUUUCAGUUUGUGUUGCAUAUGGACAUGAUUAUUGUUCCUGUUUAUGAACUGGCCUUCUAAGUGCUUGAUCAAGAUUUUUAAAAAGGUGUUACGUAAAAUAACAUUACCAUAAAAUUUGCUCCUUAUUUGACUCCUACAGUGAUAGUAAUUUGUUAAAUUGUUCUAUUUAAAACAAAUGUGAAUAUAAUAUUGGUUCUCCAUCUGUAAGUUUUUGAUUUACUAUAGCUCAAUGCUUAACCUGAUUUAAAUGAGUAAUUAAAUGUAGUUGAUACAGUAGGUGAUACAGAUUACUUGUGGACACUCAGCCACAUUCACAACUUGGAAAAUAAAGACAAGGCAAAUGUUACCAUGAAUUCUCAGGUGAACUUUUUUCAGUUAUAAAACAUCUAUUUUGAAUUUGUAAAUAUUUUAAAUGUUUUAUUAAGGCAUGUAAUAAACUAUUCUUUGAGACCUGUUGGGUAGAAUGAAAAUUUAAAGCCAUAAUGGUAAAAGAUGGCAUACUGAUUGUAAAAAUAAAUAAUAGCAUUAUUGAUUUUUUUUGUAUCUUUCAUAAUAUAAUUUUCUAACAAUACAAUAAAACCACUAAACUUGUAUAUCCAUGUCUUAUUAAAACCGUUUCAUUAAAAGUA